GGUUGUGUGACACCUGCAUCAUAUCUUUUGCCUAGCAUCUGACUCUAACGACAUGAUGACAGUAGAGUAAAAGAGAGUUUCUGCCAUAAGAUGAGUCAGUUCCGAGCAUUGGCAGGGGUCCUGAAGGGUGGUGGGCGACAGUGGCUGCGGUUGCAUGGUGGAGGGGUGGUUCGGUGUGGGUAUGAACCCAAGAGAGGCUGCUCGUCUGGGUCUGUCGUCCCCUCUGCGGUGGCAAGCAGAUCCAGUUAUGUGGAGGAAAUGUACUUUGCCUGGUUGGAGGAUCACAGAAAUGUCCAUGAGUCCUGGGACACAUACUUCCGCAACGUCCAGGCAUCAGGUCCGUCUGGUGAGGUGGGCGAGAGACGCCCCUCCACCCUGCUGCAGGGUAGGGCCAUGUCCCAGACACCUGCCAUGGCACAGAAGGUGGUGGAGGACCACCUGGCUGUACACACACUCAUAAGAGCCUAUCAGAUCCGCGGUCACCACGUUGCCCAGUUAGAUCCCCUCGGGAUCCUGGAGGCUGACCUGGACUCCUUUGUGCCCUCUGACCUGAUCACGACCAUCGACAAGCUGGGAUUCUAUGGUCUCAGAGAAUCAGACCUGGACAAGACCUUCCAACUGCCCGCCACCACUUUCAUAGGGGGCGGUGACACCACACUGCCCCUUAGGGAGAUCAUAUGCAGACUGGAGAUGUCGUACUGUGGGCACAUCGGGGUGGAGUUCAUGUUCAUCAACAACAUGGAACAGUGCCAAUGGAUCCGCCAGAAGAUUGAGACUCCUGACAUCAUGCAAUUUACCAACACUGAGAAAAGAACUCUUCUGGCCCGCUUGGUCCGAUCUACACGGUUUGAAGACUUCCUGGCUCGUAAAUGGUCAUCUGAGAAGCGCUUUGGCCUGGAGGGCUGUGAGGUGCUCAUUCCAGCUCUCAAGACCAUCAUUGACAAGUCUAGCGCCGCGGGCAUCGACAGCGUCAUCAUGGGCAUGCCUCAUCGGGGUCGGCUGAAUGUGUUGGCAAAUGUGAUUCGGAAAGAGUUGGACCAGAUCUUCUGCCAGUUCGAUUCGAAAUUGGAAGCUGCAGAUGAGGGUUCGGGGGAUGUGAAAUACCAUCUUGGGAUGUACCAUGAGAGGAUCAACCGAGAGACAGACAAGAACAUCACCUUGUCACUCAUGGCAAACCCCUCUCACCUGGAGGCCGUGGACCCUGUAGUGCAGGGCAAAGCCAAGGCCGAACAGUUCUACAGGGGAGACACACAAGGAAAAAAGGUCAUGUCCAUCCUGAUCCAUGGAGAUGCAGCCUUCGCUGGUCAAGGGGUGGUCUAUGAGACCUUCCACCUGAGUGAGCUCCCCUCCUACUCCACACAUGGUACGAUCCACGUGGUGGUCAACAAUCAGAUCGGCUUCACCACGGACCCUCGUGUGGCGCGCUCGUCUCCGUACCCCACUGAUGUAGCACGGGUCGUCAAUGCCCCCAUCUUCCACGUGAACGCAGAUGACCCCGAGGCGGUGAUGUAUGUGUGUCAGGUCGCCGCUGAGUGGAGAAGCACCUUCCACAAGGACGUGGUCAUCGACCUGGUGUGUUACCGGCGGUUUGGCCACAAUGAAAUGGACGAGCCCAUGUUCACCCAUCCCCUCAUGUACAAACAAAUCCGUCGGCAGGAACAUGUGCUUAAGAAGUAUUCAGACAAGCUCAUCGCAGAGGGCGUGGUCACACUGCAGGAGUUUGAGGAAGAGGUGGCCAAAUAUGACAAGAUCUGUGAGGAGGCAUACAGAAGUUCCAAGGAUGAGAAGAUUCUACACAUUCGUCCUUGGCUGGAUUCUCCCUGGCCAAAUUUCUUCACGGAGGAAGGGGAGCCCAAGAGCAUGACCUAUCCUCCAACAGGAUUGGACGAGGAAGUCCUGCAGCACAUUGGCCAGACUGCUAGCUCUGUGCCGUUGGAGGACUUUGCCAUCCACUCCGGUGUGUCUCGCAUCCUGCGAGGACGGGCUGACCUGGUGAAGAAUCGUCAGAUGGACUGGGCUCUGGGGGAGUACAUGGCUUUUGGCUCCAUGCUCAAAGAUGGCAUCCAUGUUCGCCUCAGUGGACAGGAUGUGGAGAGAGGAACCUUUAGUCACCGUCACCAUGUUCUGCACGACCAGGAAGUGGACAGGCGCUUCUGCGUUCCUAUGAACCACUUAUGGGCCAACCAGGCACCGUAUACGGUCUGCAACAGCUCCUUGUCAGAGUAUGGAGUUCUGGGUUUUGAGUUGGGCUUCGCUAUGGCCAGUCCUAAUGCUCUGGUGCUGUGGGAGGCCCAGUUUGGAGAUUUCCACAACACAGCCCAGUGCAUCAUAGACCAAUUCAUCAGCCCGGGCCAGGCCAAGUGGGUCCGCAACAAUGGCAUUGUCCUGCUGCUGCCCCAUGGGAUGGAGGGGAUGGGUCCGGAACACUCUUCAGCCCGACCUGAGCGAUUCCUACAGAUGAGCAAAGAUGAUCCUGAUCGCUUCCCCGAGUACAAUGGAGACUUUGAGGUCCAGCAGCUCUAUGAUUGUAACUGGAUCGUGGUCAAUAUUUCCAACCCGGCUAACUACUGCCAUGCACUGCGGAGGCAGACCCUACUGCCAUUCAGAAAACCGUUGAUUAUUUUCACGCCUAAAUCUCUUCUGAGGCACCCUGAUGCUAGGUCCAGCUUUGAUGACCUCGCAACAGGUACAAAGUUCCGACGCCUGAUACCUGAUGAGAGUCCAGCCAGUAAAAGCCCAGGUCAUGUGAAGAGGGUCAUUUUCUGCACCGGAAAGGUCUACUAUGAACUGGCCAAAGAAAGGAAACAGCACAACCUGCAGAGUGAUGUAGCCAUAGUCCGGCUGGAACAGAUUUCCCCAUUCCCCUUUGACCUGGUCAAGGCCGAGAUCGGCCGCUAUAGCAACGCUGAGCUGGUCUGGUGUCAGGAGGAGCACAAGAACAUGGGUUACUAUGACUACGUCCAACCCCGUUUCCUCACUGUGGUGUCCAACAAGAAACCUAUAUGGUAUGUAGGCCGAGAUCCUGCAGCAGCCCCUGCUACAGGGAAUAAACUCACCCACCUAAAUGAACUGAAGAGGUUCAUGGACACAGCUUUCAAUCUAAGCUUCUUCCACGGGAGGAACUUCUAAAGCGCCCUGAGAUUCCUCUGACAGACUAGAGGGGGGAGGAGGGUGCUGGUGAUGUUUCCUGAUUGGCUUUUUGCUCUGUACAACUCGAGAUAACUAUCAUCUCAGUAUGCCUGCGCCUCGUCCAUAAUUGUAUACAGCGCAACAAGUCCCUUAUUUCUCAGUGUGAGAAAUGGUUUAAAUGCGUGAGAAAUACAAGGUGUUGCGUGAGAAAUGGCUGAAAUGCGUGAGUCUCAUGGCGAAUGGGUUAGACUUGGAGCCCAGGUUGAUGUACAUCUAAAUUAGCUAUGCAUAUCAUUUAGCAAUAGGUUCCUGCUUUAGCUGGCAUCGUUUAGUACUAACGUAACAUUUGAGGGCUAGUUUCCAUAGUUUAACACUCCAA
Molecule: messenger RNA, 3508 nt
Organism: Hypomesus transpacificus
Lineage: Eukaryota; Metazoa; Chordata; Actinopteri; Osmeriformes; Osmeridae
Gene: ogdhl
Product: oxoglutarate dehydrogenase L
Exons: 23
Coding region: 91-3129 (1012 amino acids)
Biological process (GO): tricarboxylic acid cycle
Cellular component (GO): mitochondrion; oxoglutarate dehydrogenase complex
Molecular function (GO): oxoglutarate dehydrogenase (succinyl-transferring) activity; thiamine pyrophosphate binding
Source: RefSeq, a predicted model, not a curated record